GACGUGUGUUCUGAUUAGCUUAAAGGGCCGAUGAGUUUGGUAACUUGUUAGCAGAACUCACAGUAGUAUUUACUGAUUCAUCAGAGUUACAGAUGUUUAAUAUAAACCUGGAUUAGGACGUUUAGCCGCUGACAGCAGAUUAAAUUAGUGAUGUUUAACUUCAGAUGAAGAGAAACGGACAGAUUUCUGCUCCAGGGUUCUUUCACAGCUGUGGUCUUUGCUGGAGUUGGGAGUGUGAGGAGAAGCAGGGUCUAAGAUGGGGAGCUGAAGGAUCAGAACCAUCUGAKCAGAACCCUGUGGAGGUGACUACAGCUGGAACAGGUCCAUCAUGCACCUGAAGUCGUAUCCGAAGCACAUGCGGUCUGAGCUGUGUUUGGACGCCGCCAGCGUUCAGGCGCUGUCCCAGCGGGGCCAGCAGGGGGCGCUGCUGAGGACGGUGAGCGGUUCCCCUGGCACCGCCCGCCUCCCGUUCAGCAUCAUCUCCACCAACACGCUCCGCUGCAGCAACGUGACCUCAGUCUGUCUGAAAGGACGCGGUGGCCCCGCCCCUCCACCUGGCUGCGAGAACACCACACCUGGACCGGCUCAGACCACCGAGGACACGGACAGUCCGCAGAACGUGUGGACCGUCAUAAAACCGGGACACGUGCGUGAGAAGAUAGCUAUCUUUACGUCAGAGGACAGACAAACGGACGGAGCUGAGAUGACAUCGGGAAGCGGCGCCACCAGCUGGGACCGAGAAGAAACGGCGUGCACCACCGGCGCCGCUCUGACCGGAUCCCCGCGGGCCGCUAAAGCUAAAGGCAGCUGGCAGGAAAACAGCUCUGCCAAGAGGCGCCGCAGGUCGGGGAACAACCCGAACCUCCAGCAGGACCAGAGGACCCACUUGUUGAAUGAACAGCAGCAGGUCCUCAGACCGGCUCCGACGGACCCGACCGGACCGCCAGGCGGCGAGCAGCGCGGUGGUGCAGUGGCAGAGGAGGAGCCGAAGGUUUCUGUCGUGGAGAUGGUGGCCAUCUUGGAGCAGAGGGCRAAUGAGCUGAAGCCAGACCUGAAACCUCUGCUGACCCUCCAGAGGAGCUCCACCACCAUCACGCUGACCAGAACCAUCCGGGUCCAGGUCCGGCAGGAGGAGGAGCUGGAGMCGGUGCGCGUGUCCCAGAUGGUGGCCCGGCUGGAGUCCGAGUGUCUGAGGAGGACGGAGGGGGGUCUGUCCAGAAACAACAGCCUGAGGAGGGCCGUGGGCCGGGUCCUGCUGGCCUCCCCGGAGCAGAACUUCACUUCCUGCCAGCCUUCAUCACCAUCAUCAUCAUCAYCACUGUCUGAGGGGCGGGGCCAGGAGCCAAUCAGCUGUUCUCAGACGCUCAGGGUAGAGGCUGCUYCCUCCCCAGAGGUAACUGUGCCCCAGUCAGGUCAGCUGGGGGCGGAGCCUCAGGAGGCUGUAGCCCCUCCUCUUCAGUCUGAGGAGGCGGAGCCACUGCCUGGCCUCCUGUUUGUGUCUCAGCCUCCGCAGAAGGCCGACGCCCCCCACUACAAAACAAGCUUUUACUUUGAGCCCACCCCGUCUCAUGCCUCCCCCUGUGACUCUGCCUCCGCCUUGCCCUGUGACUCCGCCUCCCCCCAUGACUCCGCCCACCCCGCAGAGAAGCUCKCUGUGUGCGGGACCACCUGCCCCCCCGCGGCGCCCCUCGGCCGGAGCGGCUCGGCGUCCCGGGACUUCCUGGAGCUGCGGCAGCGGCUGCAGCAGCUGCUGGCGCCGCAGCCGUACCUGUCGGUGCUGCCGCACCACCUGCUGGUGAAGAUCCUGCAGCUGCUGCCCACCCAGAGCCUGGCCGCGCUCACCUGCACCUGCAGCUACUUCAAGCUGGUCGUCGAGACCUACGGCGUGCGGCCCGCCGACUCRCUCUGGGUGUCGGACCCCCGGUACCGCGACGACCCCUGCAAGCAGUGCAAGAGGCGGUACCGGCCCGGGGACGUGUCCCUGUGCCGCUGGCACCACAAGCCCUACUGCCAGGCGCUGCCCUACGGGCCGGGCUACUGGAUGUGUUGCCACGGCGUCCGGAGGGACGCGCCGGGCUGCAACGUGGGUCUCCAUGACAACCGCUGGGUGCCGGCCUUCCACAGCAUCAACGCGCCCAUCUACAGGCGGAGCUGUUUCCAUGACAACUGAGUGUGUGUGUGUGUGUGUCCGGAUCGACUGUCUGAGGCCUCCUGUUCAUCCGUUACUCAGCGACUUCGUCCAAUCAGAUCUGUUCUUACUGCAGCCUCCUGUCUGUGCAGAGCAGAACCCUGCAGCUGUGGUUUGGUUCUGUUCUGAUCCAAAGUCCAGGUUCUGUUUGAAGUGAGAGCAGCUGCUGCCUCAGUUUACCCACGAUGCAACACUUCUCCUGAAACACCUGAGUUAUCAGCAGGUAAAACCUGUUCAGACAGAAGGACGUCAGAAACUGAAACACUUUGAUUAAAUGUCUCUUUUACAACAACAAACGUUUAAUUUACAGAAACUCUUUCAAAAACUGAAAAUAUUAAAUUAAAUGGAAGAAAGGGAUUUCAGUUUGUCUCCCUGAGGUGUGGCACCCCUGCUGCCUCAUGCUCCGCCCCCUCAUGCUCCGCCCCCUGCCUCUUGCUCCACCCCCUCAUGCUCCGCCCCCUGCCUCCUGCUCCACCCCCUCAUGCUCCGCCCCCUGCUCUGCCUCCUGCAGGUUUACCUCUCAGGUCAGACGUAGAGGCGGGCUCUGAUCCCUGACCAGCAGUCAGCUGGACUUGUUUUUUCUGAAGGAGGGAGGAUUCCCGACCAGGACUCUUCUCUGUGGAACCAGAACCAGAACCAGACAGCUGAUCUGCUCAGGUUCUGCAGGACGGUCAGAUCAGAUGUUAAACUGAGUCCAGCCUGUAAGCAGACGGCAGGUUGGAAGAAUAAAGUCUGUUGGUUCUGGUGGUUCUGGACAGAACCUGUGUUUUCUUCAGACCUGGUCUAAAGGAACCCGUGUGGUUCCAUCAGAACCAGCUGGUUGCUGUGGGCGGUCCGGUGCCGGAUGGUUAGUUUAGUUUGGACCGGCUGACUGAUAAUCAGACGUGGCCUUUGAGUCGAUGCAAUAUGAGGAAGUGGACCCUGAAGAAAAGUUUUAAAAGAUUAUCGGGAGAAAAAGUCCGUUUGGACUUAAAGUUUAGUUUUUAUUUGUUGGUUUUUGUCUGCUGGAUAUUUUUCAGUUAAAGAUGUUUUGCUUUAAUAAAGAACUUUCUCAUCUGGUUCAGGUUGAAAACA
Messenger RNA from Austrofundulus limnaeus, 3262 nucleotides. It is a transcript of the gene fbxo34, whose product is annotated as F-box protein 34. Gene Ontology annotation, molecular function: protein binding. The coding region runs from base 329 to 2170 and encodes 613 amino acids. Lineage: Eukaryota; Metazoa; Chordata; Actinopteri; Cyprinodontiformes; Rivulidae. The transcript is spliced from 3 exons. The record is from RefSeq and is a predicted model, not a curated record.